Molecule: messenger RNA, 575 nt
Organism: Panicum virgatum (switchgrass)
Lineage: Eukaryota; Viridiplantae; Streptophyta; Magnoliopsida; Poales; Poaceae
Exons: 2
Coding region: 90-575 (161 amino acids)
Source: RefSeq, a predicted model, not a curated record
CCACCUCUCAUCUCCCUUGUAUAAGUGCAAGACCCACACGAUUGAGCAUCCAUCCAUUAGCCGCCUACAAGUCAUUUUCAUCACCAGCCAUGCCAAUACAUCUAAACAAGCUACCACAUAUAAGAGGAGAGUCCAUACCUAACUUGAAUGAAGAACCAGCACAUGAGGAAGAACAGGAAGAUCAAGUUCAUCUCCAGGUCCAUAUCCAAGGUGGUCAGCCCAUACCUAACUUGCAUGAAGAACCAACACAUGAGGAAGAACAGGAAGAUCAAGUUCAUCUCCAGGUCCAUAGCCAAGGUGGUCAUCCCUUACCUGAUCUAAAUGAAGAACCAGCACAUGAGCAAGAUGAGGAAGAUCCCGUUUACCUCCAGGUCCAUCUCCAAGGUCAGCCCUUACCUGAUCUAAAUGAACCUACACAAGAUCAAGGAGAAAUCAAUCAUUGCCAUGAAGACAUGAUGGAGGAAGACAUUGCUGAAGGGCUCAACUUUGACUGUCCGGUUGUACAUGACGAAUUUGAUUUCAACUUUGGAGUUUCUGAUCAGCAACAAGAGCUACAACAAGUUAUCAGUAAGUAG